AUGCAAUCGUCGGCAGACAAAGGCAAAAAUACCAAGGAGUUUGCCAUUCAAUUUGACAAGUUUGUCAACUCAUCUGUACAUGUCAAGCUUUCCGGUGGCCGUCAAGUCGUCGGCAUACUACGAAGCCAUGAUGCGCUUUUUAAUCUGGUGUUGGAUGAUGCUGUUGAGACGCUCACAAGAGGCGAUGAACCAGCGACAACUAGAAGGCUUGGACAGUUAAUUUGUAGAGGCCCUUGUGUUUUGGCGGUCAACCCGGUGCAUGGUUCAAUGCAAAUAGAAAACCCAUUCAUCGACAAAGAAUGA
Mitosporidium daphniae is the source of this 303-nucleotide messenger RNA. RefSeq lists its product as uncharacterized. The transcript is spliced from 2 exons. The record is from RefSeq and is a predicted model, not a curated record. Gene Ontology annotation, molecular function: RNA binding. Gene Ontology annotation, cellular component: catalytic step 2 spliceosome; U2-type prespliceosome; U6 snRNP. Bases 1 to 303 code for a protein of 100 amino acids. NCBI's taxonomy places the organism in Eukaryota, Fungi, Microsporidia.